Messenger RNA from Odontomachus brunneus, 1958 nucleotides. RefSeq names its product probable ATP-dependent RNA helicase DDX56 (gene Hlc). NCBI's taxonomy places the organism in Eukaryota, Metazoa, Arthropoda, Insecta, Hymenoptera, Formicidae. Gene Ontology annotation, cellular component: nucleolus. The transcript is spliced from 6 exons. Gene Ontology annotation, molecular function: nucleic acid binding; ATP binding; RNA helicase activity. Bases 171 to 1829 code for a protein of 552 amino acids. The record is from RefSeq and is a predicted model, not a curated record.
UAGAAAGACGCCUCAGUGUACACUUCUUAAAUUAGUGCAAGAAGUUGAGCUGGAAAGAACAAAUCUUCUAUCUUAUAGGGACUCUAGCGCUUAGCUCUAGCCAUUGAAAUCAGACUGGUGCCUCUCUCAUACUUCUCUCUGUUUAAACACGUGCGAAGUUCGUAAUAAAUAUGUCUAAAAAUAAAGUAGAAUCAGAAAAUGAAAUUGAAGAGAAAUCGAAAAAUUUCCAUGAAUUAGAGCUAGAUGACAGGAUAUUAAAGGCUAUUGCAAAACUAGGCUGGUUAGAGGCUACGUUAAUACAGGAAAAAGCAAUACCGUUAUUGCUGGAAGGAAAGGAUGUCUUAAUCAGAGCUCGUACAGGAUCUGGAAAGACUGGUGCAUUUACUAUACCACUUAUUCAGAAAAUAUUAGUGAACAAACAUAAUCAGGAAAAACAGGAGAUUAAAAGUGUAAUUGUCGCACCUAGUAAAGAAUUAUGCAAGCAGAUUCAAGAAGUAAUAGUCAACCUAACUGUAAAAUGUAGCAGGGAGGUUAGGAUAGUCGAUAUCAGUCCUCAGACAACCUUAAAUGCACAAAAACCAUUAUUGAGUGAAAUGCCAGAUAUUGUUGUGGCUACACCUGGUCGCUUGUUGCAACAUUUAAAAGCAAAAAACUUGGUUUUGAAACACAGCUUGGAAACAUUAAUUAUUGAUGAAGCUGACCUGAUAUUUUCAUUUGGUUAUGAAGAUGACAUGAGAGCUGUGUUGGCUUACUUACCAACGGCUUAUCAAGCGGUCUUAGCAUCUGCUACAUUGUCUGAGGACGUUCAAACUCUGAAAAAAUUAGUUCUACAUAAUCCUGCCAUACUAAAGCUGGAAGAACCACCUUUGGCUCCACCCACUCAAUUGACACAUUAUACUCUAGCUGCUGAGGAAAAUGACAAAGCAGCUAUUUUAUAUGCUUUGUUGAAAUUGAAUUUAAUCAGAGGAAAAUCCAUAAUAUUCGUGAAUACAGUAGAUAGAUGUUACAAAUUGAAGCUGUUCCUGGAACAAUUCGGUAUACCCACUUGCGUCUUAAAUUCCGAGUUACCAGCUAGUUCGAGAUGCAGAGCAGUGACGCAGUUCAAUAGUGGCACCUACGAUAUCAUAAUAGCGUCAGACGAAAAAGCAUUAGAAGAGCCGCAUGUGAUAAGCAAGAAAAAGAGCAAGCGGAAAAAGGACAAGGAAUCAGGUGUAGCGCGUGGUAUCGACUUCCAAUUUGUAUCUAACGUCAUUAACUUUGACUUCCCGUUGGACGUGGACUCUUACAUACACAGAGCAGGGCGCACCGCCCGCGGCAAGAAUCAGGGAACCGCCCUUAGCUUCGUGGCGAUUAGGGAAAGAUCUUUGAUGGACAACGUAGAAGAGCAACUAAAGCACACCUACAAUCGUGACAGUCUAUUUAAAACUUAUCAAUUCAAACUGGAGGAAGUAGAAGGCUUUCGUUAUCGCGCGAAGGAUGCUUGGAAAGCGGUCACGAGGAUUGCUGUUCGGGAAGCACGGUUGAAGGAAAUCAAGCAGGAAGUCAUGAACUGCCAAAAGCUGAAGAGUUAUUUCGAGGAUAAUCCGCGCGACCUGCAGUCACUGCGCCAAGACAAAGCGUUGCAUACCGUCAAGCUGCAGUCGCAUCUAAAGGACGUACCCGAAUAUCUAGUGCCACCUACCUUGAAAAGACUCAUGGGAAUCGGCAGAAGAAAGAGGAAAUUCGACAGAGAUGCCGCGGCGUCGGGAGCAACAGCCGCCAAGUCGAGGUAUCGAGCCCGCGCCUCGAAUCCGUUGGUCAGUUUGCAGAUUCCGGCAAAGAGCAAAUGAUUCUUUUUGUAUCUCGAUUCGACUUAAUUUGGCUGUUGUAGAGGAUUUUUCAAACAGGACUGUUCACUUCACUUCUCGUUUUUGUCCUUAUCUUUAUUAUAUUAUUAAUAAAAUUAAUUCAACCAGUAA